Messenger RNA from Dovyalis caffra, 246 nucleotides. NCBI's taxonomy places the organism in Eukaryota, Viridiplantae, Streptophyta, Magnoliopsida, Malpighiales, Salicaceae. The record is from the annotation of a GenBank genome assembly.
AUGGAAACGCGGUUGACAACUAACAACAAAUAUGGUGUCCAAGAAAAAACGAAAGAGCGAAAAAUGCGAAACUACAAUCCCACUCGAGAAAAGGUCAACAAUGAGGUAUUGGGAUCAGCUGAAGGCAAGACAGCACCAAAACAUGUUAACUACACGCACCUUGAGAAAGCAAGCAAGGCACCAUCCUUGUAUGAGCUCUGCCUUUUCUAUAUAUCAGAUCUUUUUCAAGUUCAUAACAUCAACUAA